Messenger RNA from Budorcas taxicolor (takin), 611 nucleotides. RefSeq names its product apolipoprotein C2 (gene APOC2). Bases 134 to 478 code for a protein of 114 amino acids. Gene Ontology annotation, cellular component: intermediate-density lipoprotein particle; very-low-density lipoprotein particle; chylomicron. The record is from RefSeq and is a predicted model, not a curated record. NCBI's taxonomy places the organism in Eukaryota, Metazoa, Chordata, Mammalia, Artiodactyla, Bovidae. The transcript is spliced from 4 exons. Gene Ontology annotation, biological process: high-density lipoprotein particle clearance; positive regulation of phospholipid catabolic process; lipid transport. Gene Ontology annotation, molecular function: phospholipase activator activity; lipoprotein lipase activator activity; lipid binding.
UUGGCCAGGACUUUGGCCGAGGUGUCGAGGUGGGGGUGGAGGGGUGGAUCUCAAGAGCUAUAAAGCCUUUCUCUGCCCAUUUGGAGCUGCUGAGGACAGCCGCCAGAGUCUGUGUUCCAGGUCUCCUGACGCCAUGGGCACGAGAUACUUCCUGGUCGGGUUUCUCAUCCUCCUGGUGUUGGGAUUCGCAGGCCCCUCAGCUACCCUAACGCACUCUCCUCCUGCAGAGGCCCAAGGGGCCCAUGUUCCCCAGCAAGAUGAGGCCUCGAGCCCUGCCCUGCUCACCAAGAUGCAGGAGUCACUCCUAGGUUACUGGGAUACAGCCAAGGCAGCCGCCCAGAAGCUGUACAAGAAGACAUACCUGCCCACCGUGGAUGAGAAAAUCAGGGACAUAUACAGCAAAAGCACGGCAGCUGUGACCACCUAUGCAGGGAUUAUUACUGACCAGGUCUUUUCCAUACUGUCAGGAGAAGAUUAACAGCUGGGCCCCCAAUCACGGGGGAGUCCAGGCUCCGGCAACCCCCUGGGUCCCCUGAUCUACACCCUUGCCCUCUUCCUUGCAACUCUCAGCAUCCUGUUCCCAAUUCUAGCCUGACUUAUCAAUAAUAAUA